Colletotrichum truncatum is the source of this 747-nucleotide messenger RNA. Its product is annotated as mitochondrial aaa. NCBI's taxonomy places the organism in Eukaryota, Fungi, Ascomycota, Sordariomycetes, Glomerellales, Glomerellaceae. The record is from RefSeq and is a predicted model, not a curated record.
AUGGUUGAUAUCAACAGCGAAGACACGGCUGUUACUGAUCAUCUGGUGGACAAGAGGUAUAACAAUCCUCUGGACCUACGUUCGCUUCAGGAGACAAUUGAUAACUUUCCGGGAGUUUCUGCUUCAGAAAACGAAAACGAUGAAGUUCUGCCCCGAGACUCACUUCCGGCGUGGCUCCUGGAUCGUUGCAUAACCUGCUCUGACGAGUGGGAUGACCACCCGGACUUCGUGCUUCUUCGAGACAACAUGCCAUCGGGUACUAGCGACGAAGCCCAAGAAAACGAUGGAGCAUCCGAAUGUUCAAACCCAGCCGCCAUGUAUGAGAUGGAAACUAUUUUGUUCGAACAGUUUAAUGGACUUCUGAAGCCUGCCUCCGGUGAAGAAGGUGAUGCAGGACCCGACUCAACCCCCAACAGCGGAGUUCGAUUUGCCCAGAGUGUCGUCAGGUUGCAAACACACAUACCAGCAGCCGACGAAUGCACGGCUUCGUUUCUGAGAGCCGUGGUGAAGCAGUUCGCAAAGAACACCGGAAGUGACCUGAUAACCCUUACGCGGGAUGACCUCGAGGACCUGGCAAAUCACUUUCGACCUGAAGAACCAUCUGACGAUGUCAGUGACGGUUCCAGCGAGUGUAGUGACGAUUCGGAUGAUACCACUUAUGUCGUGCUGGCUCCGGGCCUCCGGACCCACUCUGCCGCGUCUCGGCCGCGAGGUCACGUGACCUCGCUCCAGCGACCGUAUUCUUAA